AUGGCCAUCCCAACGACGCAGAAAGCUUGGAUAGUCGAAAGAAUGGGACAUCCCUCAGAGGCCUUGAAAUCCCACUCCGACUGGCCUGUUCCAAGCGAAACCGCAAAGGACCACGUACUCGUGAAGAUCCAAGCCGCCGCGCUUAACCCUUUAGGAUGGAAAUUGAUGCAGCUAGCACCCAACUUUCUCGCCAAGAGACCCCUGCCUGCCGAAUACGACUUUGCUGGCGUCGUCGCAAAGAAAAACGGCACAGAGUUCGAGGUGGGGGACCCUGUCUUUGGGUUCAUCCAUGUCUCUAUAACCCUGAAGACGCGACAAGGCACUUUAGCUGAGUACGCGCUGGUGCCAGAUAUAUGUGUGACCAAAAGACCUUCCAAUAUCGAUGUAAUCCACGCUUUUGGGUUAACAUUAGCUGGCCUGACCGCAUGGCAAUCCCUCAACUGUACGCGCCUAGAAGCUGGUCAGACCGUAUUCAUCUAUGGCGGGAGCACAGCAGUGGGAUUGUUCGCCAUUCAGAUCGCCAAAGCACGCGGUAUCAAGGUCGUCGCCAGCGCAUCCGGAAAGAAUGAAGAAUUGGUCAAGAAGAUGGGUGCAGAUGAAUUCAUCGACUACACGAAGGAGCCGAUAUACAAGUACCUUCGCCCAAAUUCCAUGGAAUCAUCGACUGCUGCGUACAUGGCGCCUGGUGGCGUAUUCGUGAUGACCACACCAACACCUCACCGUAUUUCUUUCAAGGAGAUUGGGCACCUUAUCAAGACGCUGGUUGCUAUAACGUGGCCUGCCUGGCUUGGGGGCAUUCCCCGGGAAUUCAAGUGA
Pleurotus ostreatus (oyster mushroom) is the source of this 816-nucleotide messenger RNA. RefSeq lists its product as uncharacterized. NCBI's taxonomy places the organism in Eukaryota, Fungi, Basidiomycota, Agaricomycetes, Agaricales, Pleurotaceae. The record is from RefSeq and is a predicted model, not a curated record. Gene Ontology annotation, molecular function: oxidoreductase activity. The transcript has 5 exons. The coding region runs from base 1 to 816 and encodes 271 amino acids.